GUUUAGAGAAGGGAACUGGCCUCCAAGGACCAGCUGAGCUCUUGACCGACCUGGCCGACGUACGUUUUCAACUCUGAAGAACGGUGGCCCCUCAAUGGGUCUCUAAAUGCCUCCACAAUUUUGCAGUUAGAGCUGUUUUGUCAAGGACCAGCCAUGCCCUUCCCAGCUCACUGUCUUCCGCGUCUGCAUGCCUGGCUGCUGGGCAGGCAGGGCUCAGCCACAUCAGCGAAGACCACUGCCAUUGCAUCGAAGGAGAUGCUCAUGACCGUGCCCACUGCCACCCCCGCCAUAGCAUCUGCCUCCGGUCUGUGCUCUCCCAUCCAGAUCCUGAGACUCUUCCGCGUCCUGCAGCUGCUCUCCACCUGUGCGGCCUUCUCCCUGGUGGCCAGCGUGGGCACCUGGAGGGGUGCCAUAAGUAACUGGUACAUAUUCACCUGGGCCUUCUGCUUCAUCGUGACCCUCUUCAUCCUCAUAGUCGAGUUAUGUGGGCUCCAGUCCUGCUUCCCCUUCUACUGGUACAAUUUUCCCAUCAACUAUGCCUGUUAUGCUGCCCACUUUUGCCUCUCGGCCUCCAUCCUCUUUGCCACCACCUGCAUCCAGUUCUUGUCUCAGGGCCCCACCCAGGACCACGCCAUCACCGCCACUGCAUUCUCCUGCAUCGCUGCUGUGGCUUAUGCCACUGAAGUGAUCUGGACCUGGGCCUGUUACCUGCCAGGUGAUAUCACCAGUUUUAUGGGCACCAUGUAUGGCUUGCUGAAGUUGCUAGAGAGCUUCGUGGCCAGUCUCAUCUUGGGCUUCAUCAGCGGCCCCCAGGUCUAUCAGCCCCAUCCAGCCCUGUUGUGGUGUGUGGCCGUGUACUCCAUCUGCUUCAUCCUGGGGACCGUGGCCCUCCUGCUGGGCCUGGUUGACUUCGACAAUAGGCAGCCUGUCCUCUUCUGCAUUUCCCUACUGGGGCUGAGCCUGCUCUCCGUCCUCCUCUACACCAGCGCUGUGGUCCUCUGGCCGCUCUACCAGUUCAGCGAGAAGUUGGGUGGCCAGCCCCAGCGGUCCAGCGAUGUGAGCUGCACUGAUGAGCUCCCCUCCACGAUGUGCAUCUGGGACCAACAAUUGGCUGUGGCCAUCCUGACAGCCAUCAACCUGCUGAUUUACAUGGCUGACACGGUGUACUGGGCCCUCCAGGUUUUUGUCAGGGACGGAGGAUCAGCCCAGGGGCUCCCAAUUCUUGCUUCCCUCUGAGUUCUUAUGGCCUCUGAUGUCCUCUUCCUGUCCCCUCUCUCCCUUCUCACAUUCUUCCCCACUCAUCUCGCUCUCUUUCCUGCUUCUUCCCUCCUUCUGCUCUGGGUCCUUCCUGUUGUGUGUGGUUGCCCACACCCUGU
Messenger RNA from Hippopotamus amphibius kiboko, 1376 nucleotides. RefSeq names its product myeloid-associated differentiation marker-like. The transcript is spliced from 3 exons. Lineage: Eukaryota; Metazoa; Chordata; Mammalia; Artiodactyla; Hippopotamidae. The record is from RefSeq and is a predicted model, not a curated record. Gene Ontology annotation, cellular component: cell-cell junction; plasma membrane. Bases 154 to 1236 code for a protein of 360 amino acids.